UAUAUAUAUGUACAUAUCCGAGGAAUCUACAUAUACAUCUUGCGGUCCAAAGUAGAAUUAAUUAAUUAAGGUAGUGAUCCAGAUGAAUAUAGGAUCUGCAGCUGCGACUCUUCCCAGGCGGACAGCCAAUUACAAGCCCAACAUAUGGAAUUACGACCACUUACAUUCGCUUACUACUAAAUACCAUGAAGAGUUGGAGGAGCACUUACGUGAAGCUGAGACACUGAAAGACCAAGUUUGCAGCGAGUUUGGUGUGUUGAAAGAUCCAUUGCAGAAGCUGGAGCUCAUAGAUUGGAUUGAUAAACUGGCUCUUUCCCAUUACUUUGAGGAAGAAAUCAGCAAGUCUGUAAAGGAGAUGGCGUACGCGCAUAGUACUAGUUUGAGCAUGGAUGCUCAUCUAUACUCUGCUGCAUUGUAUUUCAGGAUUCUAAGGCAGCAUGGCUAUCAUGUUUCACAAGAUGGAAUUCUUGAGCUAUUAGAUGGAGAGGAGAAGCUAGUUGCGCAAUGGGACGAUGAGAAAGCCAGGGCUGAAAUAUUUGAAGCAUCCCAUCUGGGCGUGGAGGGUGAAUGUACGUUUGAUCAGAAAUUAAACGACGACGUUGGGAAAAACAAGUAUUCGUGUCAUCGAAAUGUGAGGUGGUUUAACGUAAGAAGGUACAUGCAUGAAAUUAAUAACAAGUCGGUGAUUCAUCGCUUGGCAGGACUCAGCUUUAACACCAUUCAAGUUCAGCACCAGAAUGAUCUCAAGGACAUUUUAAGAUGGUGGAGGAAUCUGGGGUUGUUAGAAGUUCUAACCUUCUCAAGGGAUCGAGUGGUUGAAAGUUUUUUGUGGGCGGUGGGCGUUGCUUACGAACCUCAGCAUGGAAGCCUCAGAAAAUGGCUCACAAAAGCCAUCUUGUUGGUAUUAAUAAUUGAUGAUGUCUAUGACAUUUAUGGCUCCAUGGAUGAACUAGAGCAAUUCACUACUGCAGUUGAAAGGUGGGACCCGAGUGAAAUUGAACAGCUUCCUGAAGCAAUAAAGAGAUGCUUUUGGAUGCUGUAUGAUACUGCAAAUGACAUCGAUCGUGAAAUCCAAAAAGAAAAGGGCUGGACCUCAGUUUUACCUCAUUUGAAGAAAGUGUGGAUAGGAUUUUGCAAGGCAUUGCUUGUGGAAGCAAAGUGGUACUGGAUGGGCGAAUCUCCAUCUCUUGUGAAAUAUCUGGAGAACGGGUGGAUAUCAUCGUCCGGCCCUGUGCUCUCUCUUCAUGUACUGCUCGGCGUCGGCCGCGGCAUGGAUGAAGCCGUGGCGGCUUUCGAUACCAACCAAGAUAUCAUCCACCACGCCUCCCUCAUUAUUCGCCUUUGCAAUGAUCAAGGAACUUCUAAAGCGGAAGUGGAGCGAGGCGAUUCACCGUCUUCAAUCUUAUGCCACAUGAGAGAGGCAAAUGUGAGAGAGGAAGAAGCUCGCGCCCAUAUUGGAAAGCUCAUAUCGGAUUCAUGGAUGAGAAUGAAUGGGGCGUUGAUGAGGUGUCCUCGUCCCCAGCAGAGCAUGAUGAGAUAUAUAGUCAACACUGCAAGGGUUGCUAAUUUCAUUUAUCAAAAUGGAGAUGGAUUUGGGGUUCAAGAUCGAGACACCAAGAACCAAGUCUUAUCCUGCUUGAUUAAGCCACUGCACCUCUCUCAAUAAUCACUUCUCAAUUAUACGAGAAAUUUCACAUUAGAUUAAAUCGUUGAAUCUUCGUUCUAUCUUUGCCUGAAAGUAUUUAUGAAUAUAGAUGCAUGAAUUGAUCAUUAAUGUAUGAUUUCGGACAUUAAAAUAAAUAAAUGCUUUAUUAACAAAACCCCAAAUUUUC
Salvia miltiorrhiza (redroot sage) is the source of this 1832-nucleotide messenger RNA. RefSeq names its product alpha-farnesene synthase-like. Gene Ontology annotation, molecular function: terpene synthase activity; magnesium ion binding. The transcript is spliced from 7 exons. NCBI's taxonomy places the organism in Eukaryota, Viridiplantae, Streptophyta, Magnoliopsida, Lamiales, Lamiaceae. The record is from RefSeq and is a predicted model, not a curated record. Gene Ontology annotation, biological process: diterpenoid biosynthetic process. Bases 83 to 1666 code for a protein of 527 amino acids.